AUAUGGCAACAUUCAAAGUAAAGCUAUUGAUAUGGCAACAUUUUUAUCAUCAAUCAUCUGACUUUGUUCCAAAGUGGAUUAUUUAUUAUUUAUUUUGAAAACGAAUCAAUAUUUUGGGUGUAUCGAGUCAACUUGUAAGCUACGAUGAAAUUGGACUCAAAUAACAAGCUGAUCCGAGGUGAAAGCGGGUCAGACUCGCCUGAGGACGUCGUGGAUCCGCGGCAAAAUGCAGAAGACAUCAUUGAUGAAAUACUUGCCGAGUUUACGGAGUCGCGGUCCCCUGACGCCGCACGCCACGGUAACGGGAUCCCGGAUAGCCUGUUUAGCAUGAUCCAGCCGCCGCAUACGCGAACACCUGCAAAUUCGUUCUCCGAGCCCGCUACACUGGACGACAUCGACCCUGCAUCGGAUCUCGGCACAUCGAUACGAAAUAAAUGUGCGGAACUCGAAGAGAUACUACAGAGCUUGAAGUCGCGAUUGAACCACGUAGUCUUGGACGAAAACAUCGUGUUAAGCCCCGACGCUAAUUCCAUGGAGGCGCAACUUGAGCAUGAUUUGGACACAGACUGCCAAGAAGACCUUUCAUUGCAAGAAUUCCUGGAAUUGCUGCAUUCCCAGAACGAAAUCAAUCCCACUGGCGUACAAUGAUCAUGUACUCGAACCUGACAGUGUUUUAAGGUUGAAAAUCAUUGUGUAAAUCUGGUAUAAAAAUAUUAUAUUUAAAUUGAAGGAAAUUAUGAUAACAAAAUGUCAGGCCUAAUAUUUAAACUAUUAUUUUUAAAUAUACACUAAGUGAGCUAAUUAAUAAAACAAUACUAUAUAUAAA
Molecule: messenger RNA, 826 nt
Organism: Cydia splendana
Lineage: Eukaryota; Metazoa; Arthropoda; Insecta; Lepidoptera; Tortricidae
Exons: 1
Coding region: 145-648 (167 amino acids)
Source: RefSeq, a predicted model, not a curated record